This is a messenger RNA of Puccinia triticina, 2061 nucleotides long. RefSeq lists its product as uncharacterized. The record is from RefSeq and is a predicted model, not a curated record. Bases 1 to 2061 code for a protein of 686 amino acids. Gene Ontology annotation, biological process: ergosterol biosynthetic process; triterpenoid biosynthetic process. The transcript has 17 exons. Gene Ontology annotation, cellular component: lipid droplet. Gene Ontology annotation, molecular function: lanosterol synthase activity. Lineage: Eukaryota; Fungi; Basidiomycota; Pucciniomycetes; Pucciniales; Pucciniaceae.
AUGCACAACCGUCAAGAUACAGCUAGCAAAAAUACCGUGAUCCCUGGAAUGGUUGAAACUGACCUCAGCAGGUGGCAUCUUGAUUCCAGUGAGGAAGGUCGGGUUAAAUGGACCUAUGAUACUUCCAUUGGGAGAGAAAUGGGAGAACAGACGCUUGAGACUAAAUAUUGGCUAUCAAUACAGCAUGAAACACCUCUCUUGCCCGACCCUAAAGGAAAUCCACUGAGCGCGGCAAGGAACGGGUUCAAGUUUCUCAAACGCCUUCAAAGCCCAGAUGGACAUUGGAGUUCUGAGUACGGUGGCCCUCUAUUUCUGACGCCAGGAUUGGUCAUUUCGUGUUACAUUACCAAGACGGCAUUACCCGAGGGAUUCAAACCCGAAUUAUUGCGUUAUCUUCUUCAUCACCAACGCCAAGGAAAUGAUGCUCGUGACCGAGGUUGGGGACUUAAUAUCUCUGAGAAAUCAACCGUACUGGGGAGUUCUCUCAACUAUGUGGCUUGCCGCUUACUGGGCAUGGAUGCCCAGGAGCCUGUGCUUAGACAAGCGCGGAAUACUUUGCACAUACUGGGCGGGGCUUCUUGUAUUCCGACAUGGGGGAAAGUGUGGCUAUCUCUUUUGAAUGUGUAUGACUGGGAAGGAGUAAAUCCGAUGCCACCAGAGAGCUGGCUUUUACCCACUUAUCUGCCCUUUCAUCCAUCGAGGUGGUGGGUUCAUACCCGCCAGGUUUACACUCCAAUGAGCUAUCUGGCGGGUAAAAAAAUUAAAGCGGAAUUGGACCCUCUACUCAAAUCAUUGAGAGCAGAGCUGUAUAUUCAGCCUUAUGAAGCUAUCAAAUGGCCUCAGUGUCGCAUCUCCAUCGCCAAAACAGACUUGCAUUCCGCACAUCAUCCGGCUCUAAAAUGCAUAUUUCCAAUCAUGGCGUAUUGGGAAAAAAUCUGUCCCCAAAGACUAAGAGAAAUGGGUCUGAAUCACGUUUAUCAACUUUGCAGAAUGGAAGAUGAGAAUACGAGUUUCACACAUCUGGGACCAAUCAACAAAAUCUUCAAUCUAAUGGUCUGCUGGGACCGAGAGGGACCUGAAAGUAAGGCAUUUGAAAGACAUCAGCUUGGCUUAAGAGACUAUCUAUGGAUGACAAACAAAGGGAUGUUUAUGAUGGCAACAAAUGGAUCACAGUUGUGGGAUUUAUCGUUCAUCACACAAGCGGUUGUAGAAACUGGGAUAGCUGAUACUGAAGACCAGUCCGUUCAAGAAACAAUUGUGAAAGCCCUUGGUUGGCUUGACCGCUGUCAAAUUAUGGAUAAUCCCAAGUAUCUCCAUGCUUCUCACCGUCACAGGACUCGAGGUGCUUGGCCUUUCAGUACUAAGAAGCAAUCAUACACCGUCAGCGAUUGCACAGCAGAGGCCUUGAAAUCUGUGAUGUUACUCCAACAAGAACUGGUCUACACUCCCAAGUUAGUAACAAUCGAGCGUCUUUACCUGGCAAUUGAAGUCAUCCUAGGACUUCAAAAUUCCGAUGGGGGGUUUGCCUCAUACGAGCUGACACGAGGACCAAAGUGGUUAGAAUGGCUGAAUCCAUCGGAGCUGUUUGCGAAUGCAAUGAUAGAAUAUAGUUACACCGAAUGCACAACUGCCUGUUUAACUGCAAUGAGCAUGUUUUCCAAGUACUAUCCGGAGUUCCGAACUUUCGAAGUAAAUGAGGCUAUCCAAUCAGCAAUAAAAUUUGUCCACUCAACUCAGAGGCAGGAUGGGUCAUGGUACGGAUCCUGGGGAGUUUGCUUCACCUAUGCAACCAUGUUUGGUCUUGAAUCACUCUCCAUCAAUCAAGAAACCUACAAAAAUAGCCCGCGAGCCCAAAAGGCGUGCAACUUCUUGCUAGAACGGCAAAUGAAAGAUGGAGGCUGGAGUGAAAGAUUUGAGUCCUGCGCCCAGAAAGUUUAUAUACAGGGCACAAACUCGCAAGUUGUUCAAACCUCUUGGGCUAUCUUGGGAUUGCUGGCAGCAAAGUAUCCAGAUCAUCGCCCUGUCAAAAGGGCUUUGGUUGAAAAAGAUAGAGCGCAAUAG